ACAAUUCUUUUAUUUUACGCUUCCACGUGAUGAACCCGAAAGAACAAUAACAAGAUCAUCAGAUCCUUUGUGAAGUUCAGUUGCGAAAAUGAAAAAUCUGAGCAGCGAAAGAUCCACCUCAUUCUCCCUCUAGAUUGAGCUCCAUCGAAGCAUAAUUUCAUCAGAUCUCAUUUGAAUCAGACUCACAUGGCAGGAGCUGCUUCUGCGCUGUUUCUGCUGGAUAUCAAAGGUCGCGUUCUCGUCUGGCGUGACUACCGCGGCGACGUCUCCGCCGCUCAAGCCGAACGCUUCUUCUCUAAGCUCAUCGAGAAAGAGGGUGAUUCACAGUCAAAUGAUCCAGUUGCUUACGAUAAUGGGGUCACUUACAUGUUUGUCCAACACAGUAACGUUUACCUUAUGAUAGCCUCCAGACAAAACUGUAAUGCUGCCAGUCUCCUCUCCUUCCUUCACCGUGUCAUCCAUGUCUUCAAGCAUUACUUUGAGGAGUUAGAGGAAGAGUCACUGAGGGAUAACUUUGUCGUUGUGUAUGAGUUACUUGAUGAGAUGAUGGACUUUGGGUACCCUCAGUAUACCGAAGCAAGAAUCCUCAGUGAGUUCAUCAAGACUGAUGCAUAUAGAAUGGAAGUCACACAGAGACCUCCAAUGGCUGUCACUAAUGCUGUCUCCUGGAGGAGUGAGGGAUUACAGUACAAGAAGAACGAAGUUUUCUUGGAUGUAAUUGAGAAUGUAAAUAUUCUUGUCAACAGUAAUGGGCAAAUUAUCAGGUCUGAUGUUGUUGGAGCCCUCAAGAUGCGAACUUACUUGACUGGAAUGCCAGAGUGUAAGUUAGGACUGAAUGAUAGAGUAUUGUUGGAAGCGCAGGGGCGAGCAACAAAGGGAAAAGCCAUUGAUUUGGAGGACAUCAAAUUCCAUCAGUGUGUUCGAUUGGCCCGUUUUGAAAAUGAUAGGACGAUAUCUUUCAUACCACCUGAUGGUGCUUUUGAUCUGAUGACAUAUAGACUCAGUACUCAGGUGAAACCGCUUAUAUGGGUGGAAGCGCAAAUAGAAAGGCAUUCCAAAAGUCGUGUUGAGAUGCUCGUAAAAGCUAGAAGUCAGUUCAAGGAACGGAGCACCGCAACGAAUGUUACGAUUGAGUUGCCUGUACCAGCCGAUGCAUCUAACCCCACCGUUAGGACAUCUCUGGGGUCUGCUGCUUAUGCUCCUGAAAAAGAUGCAUUGGUCUGGAAAAUCAAAUCUUUCCCCGGGAACAAGGAGUACAUGUUGAGGGCAGAGUUUCAUCUUCCCAGUAUAACUGCAGAAGAAGCAACACCUGAGCGAAAAGCUCCUAUACGUGUCAAAUUCGAGAUCCCUUAUUUCACUGUCUCAGGGAUUCAGGUUCGGUACCUGAAGAUAAUCGAGAAGAGCGGGUACCAAGCACUUCCAUGGGUGAGAUACAUAACCAUGGCUGGUGAGUACGAACUAAGACUCGUCUAAGGCUCAUUCGCCUUUUAUCCUUUUAUGCCAAUUGUGGUUCCCACAUUCCUCCGGGAAUCAAUGAAACGAAACAAAACAGGACACAAGUAGAGCAAAAUAAACGUUUUGGAACUUUUUUAGCCGAUCAAUGCCUUUUAAUUUUUUUAAUUUGACUUUAGUACCCAUAUUCAUGUGAAUUUAUCUUUAUGGUGAUUUUUUUACUUUACACAUGGCCCUUUGUAACCUUUCACUACAUGUUUCCUUCUUUUUUAAUUCCAGCUACAUUCUGUCUGUC
This is a messenger RNA of Brassica oleracea var. oleracea, 1747 nucleotides long. Its product is annotated as AP-1 complex subunit mu-2-like. The transcript is spliced from 11 exons. Bases 187 to 1473 code for a protein of 428 amino acids. NCBI's taxonomy places the organism in Eukaryota, Viridiplantae, Streptophyta, Magnoliopsida, Brassicales, Brassicaceae. The record is from RefSeq and is a predicted model, not a curated record. Gene Ontology annotation, cellular component: cytoplasmic vesicle; clathrin adaptor complex. Gene Ontology annotation, biological process: vesicle-mediated transport; intracellular protein transport.